CACACACACACACACACACACCACCUUCUGACAGAGCCGCCUUUCUCAUCCCACACUCCUUGACUUGGGCCCUCGCCCCUUGCCUCCGCCCCGCUGUCCCGCCUCUCGCGACCCCUUCUCUCCGACCCGAUUGCCGACGCCGUGCGACGAGUCAUCUGGCCAGAAGAGGUCCCGCGCGCCGCGAGCUCGCCCCGCACCAUCGAUACACACACAAACAAGGACACGCACACACACACACACACAAGGACACACACAGAUACGCCCACCCCUUCGACAGUCAAGGAUGGGCCAAAAGCAAGCCUACAAACGGUCCAAGACCUCCCGGCUGGCGGGGCUGAUCAUCUUCUUCCGCGCGGCCUUCUGCCUGACGGUCUUGGGGCUCGGCAUCGCCGCCAGCUAUACCUACUCCCUGAGCGGGUACCUGGAGCAGAUGCACGAACGAACGCGCUCCGCCGCGCACGGGGCAUGCAUGCUGGCGGAGGACACCCUGCGCGGGGCGGUGGCCCUGCCGGAGCGCGCGGCCCAGGCCAUCGACGAGGCCCUGGUGUCGGCCACCAAUGCCGGGGCCGGGCUGCUGGAGGCCGCGGCAGCCGGGGCCACCUCCGGGGCGGUCGACGCGCUGGAAGCCUCCACCGAGAUGCUGGUCCGGGGGAUGACCUGCUCGGUGGACCAGCAGCUGGAGAGCCUGCUGACCCUGGCAGCCGGCCAGGCGGAUGCCGCGCAGCUGGUGGCCGACGGGUCGGUGCUGCUGGCACGCAGUGCCCUUCGAGCCGCGGAAAACAUCACCUCCAGCAUCCUGUCGGCCUUCGACCAGUUGACCCAGGGCGUGGUGCGCCAGUGGAAUGACCUGCUGGAUGGCCUGGCGCGGACCUUCCCCGGGCUGAAUGCCCCGGCGCUGAUGCUGCCGCCGGCCCCCCGGCGACCGACCUUCCCCCAAUUGGAGGAUGUGGAUGUGCGAGGCCCGGUGCUGGCGGCCCUGGCCCAGGUCCCGGCCCCGGGGUCGCUGGUGGGCGACACCGUCCAGCGGCAAAUCACCCGCGGGAUGGAGGCCCUGCGCGAGGUGGCCGCCGGGGCGCGGCCCACAUUGGAUCACCUCCGGCUGCCGGCCGGGUCUCGGCCGCUGGACGCGGCGGCCAGCAUGCGCGAGGCCCUGGCCCGGGCCGACGACGUGUUGAGCUUCUGCGCGCGGGUGGACUACCGGCCCCUGGACGAGGUGUUCCGCUUUGCGCGCAUGGUGGUGGACAUCGGCACCGCGGUGCUCAUCUGCCUGGCGGUCAUGUACGCCACCGGGGCCGGGCUCAGUGCCUACUCUUCCUACCGGUGGAAUCGCGUUCUCUGGCUGAGUGCCCUUCGUGGCCGGGGCCGGGAUGGCGACCGGCCGGCCGGCCAGCCGGGCCCAUGGCCCGACAAGAGCUGGUGGUCGCGCGCCAUCGCCGCCACUUGGACCUGGAUCCGGCACUUCCUGGCCGUGGCCCAUCACCCCCCCUCGCUGACCAUGCUGCUGAUCGGCCUCAUCGGGGUGGUCAUCUGUGCGCUGGUGCUCUUCGGCCUGCACCGGGCCGAGGAUAGCUUCAUCGAGCAGGUGGUCCCGGCCAUGACCGCCUCGCUGGAGGCCGCGUCGCAGGGGCUGCUACAGGUGACCAUGGAGGCGUCGGCCGCGGCCGCCGGCCGGGCCAAUGCCCAAAUCGCCGGCAUCGAGAAUGCCCUGGCAGCGUACACCCGGCUGAGCAAUGCCGGCCCGGUGGAGCUGUCCCCGGGCCCGGUGCUGGAUGCCCUGGACCUGAUCGACAAGACGUGGAAGCAAAAUGGCGCGUCGGUCUUCCUGCCGAUCUCCUGCACCAUCGACACCAUCAAGCGGGUCCUGGCCGGCCUGAGUCAGGUGGACUUCGCGGCGCUCCUGCCGCGGCUGGCCUUCCCGCGCGUGCCGGAGGACAUCCUGGCCUUGGAUGCGUCGGCCGUGCCGCGCCUGGCGGGUGAUGGCAUUGCCACGGCCGCCAGCGCCUCGAUCGAGGCCUGCCGGCGGUACAUCCGCCAAACGCGCAACGGCUUCAUUGUCAUGCUCAUCUUCGGGGCAUGUGUCCCGGCGGCGGCCAUCAUCUACGCCACGGUCAUGGUGGUCCAGGGCCAGGGGCCGGCCGAUGACCCGGUGGCCGCCCACCGGCGCGCUCGCCAAUCGGCCAGCGGCCAGGAGCAGCAGCAGCAGCAGCAGGCCCCCCUGGAGAAGGAGGGCGCUGUCGCCGCAUCGCCGCCCAUCCCACCGCGCGGCAACGCCGGUCUGACCCACCGCGGCCCGGCGCCGGCUGCCGGGGCCACCGCCAUGGCCACGAACAUCCCGCCGCGGCCGCCCCGAUCCACGGACGGCUUCAUCGUCCGGCCGCCGCUCGGGGGAGGGGUCAGCCCACUCACGCAUGGGGGGUUCUGCCCGCCGCCCCCGGGACCAUCAUCCUUCUAGUGCGCCCCCCGUGGAGGGGGGACCCCCGAUGUGCGCCGCCGGGGCCCGGAGGCGAUGGGGCCCGAGCCAUGUGCCGGCGCCACCCAAUAUAGACAACACAUACACCC
Fonticula alba is the source of this 2559-nucleotide messenger RNA. RefSeq lists its product as hypothetical. The record is from RefSeq and is a predicted model, not a curated record. Lineage: Eukaryota; Rotosphaerida; Fonticulaceae. The coding region runs from base 284 to 2452 and encodes 722 amino acids. The transcript has 2 exons.